UCCCGCCAUUUUGAUAUGAGAACUUCUGCAAUCUCCACAUUAUACGUCGCGUCGCCACACGCUCACUUCGACUCCUGCUUAACUCACACAGAACGUGUGUCGACCGUAUUUUUUGCAAGUUAGCACCUGGCUUUUAUGUAUCUCCCGACUCCGUCUCAAGUGGAUGGUCUAAUUUAUUCCUGGACAUCGGGGGAGUGAAGGUGAAAAAAUGACUCAGUUUUUACCGCCGAACCUUUUGGCCCUCUUCGCCCCACGGGACCCUAUCCCUUUUCUGCCUCAGUUGGAGAAGCUGCCCCACGAGAAACACCACAACCAGCCGUACUGUGGCAUCGCCCCGUUCAUCAGACACUUCGAGGACCCCAGAGAUGCCCCUCCACCUACAAGAGCCGAAACCCGUGACGAGAGAUUAGAAAGAAAGAGGAGAGAAAAAAUUGAAAGAAGACAAACAGUGGUGGAGACUGAACUGAAACUUUGGGACCCCCAUAAUGACCCAAAUGCCCAAGGAGAUGCAUUCAAGACAUUGUUUGUUGCCAGAGUGAACUACGAUACUACAGAGUCCAAGCUUCGCCGUGAGUUUGAGGUCUACGGCCCAAUCAAACGGAUCUACAUUGUCUACAACAAGAGGACGGGGAAACCUCGUGGAUAUGCCUUCAUUGAGUAUGAGCAUGAGCGUGACAUGCACUCUUCCUACAAGCAUGCUGAUGGGAAGAAGAUUGAUGGCAGAAGAGUGCUGGUGGAUGUUGAACGGGGGCGCACCGUCAAAGGAUGGCAACCUCGAAGACUAGGUGGAGGGUUAGGUGGGACUAGAAGAGGUGGUGCAGAUGUCAACAUCAAGCACUCUGGCAGAGAUGAUGCAUCUCGAUAUGAUGAACGCCCACUGGGAGGAGGAGGAGAGCGGGAUCGUGGAGAACGCAGGGAGCGUAGUCGGGACCGUGAUAAGGACAGAGAGCGUCGAAGGUCCCGGUCUCGUGAACGCCGUCGUCCUACCCGUUCAAGCGAGCGAGAGAGGGAAAGGCCAGCGGCAGUAGGGGAGGAGGCCGGCGGUAACAGUCGACGUCGAGAGAGAGAGCGCGAUCGUGUGGCACCAGCUGGAGCAGACAGUAGGAGCAGGGAAAGGAGUAAAGACCGGGAUAGAAAGAGGAGGAGUAGAAGUCGGGAUCGCAAACGAGACCGUGAGAGAGCAAAGGGUCUUGAUGGAGAGGAAGUCAGCCAAGGAGACGGUGUCGCUGAGGGUGGGGAACGCCUACCAGAGGAAGCUGAAGGAGAAGCAGGUGAGGGUGUGGAGGAGCGCAGGGACAGAGAUAGAGAUAAGGAUCGGGACCGCCGGCGCAGCCAUAGGGACAGAGACAGGCGUAGUCGGGGAGACCGAGACAGAGACCGGGAUCACAAGAGGGAGCGAGGAGACAGAGAUAGGGGUGAGCGCAGGGAGGAGCGCCAUGGCUCCUUAAGAGAAGAUGUAGGUCCCCAAGAUGAUGUACCCAAUGAGGAGGGGGGAGAAGCAGCACCCAACAUGGAGGAGUUCAGGGAAGACGGCAUGAUGGACCAGCAGUCUGUGCCUGAUGAAUACGGAUCCGGCGAGAACGGCUACAAGAUGGAGACAACAGGAGAUGAGUACUAAUUCAGACCACAUAGACUCAUAAAUUACUUGUUUCAUGCUCUACCUUGGCUUCCUAACUUAAUGGUAUGGCAAAGGUACAUACAUAGUCCAUAGCAAGCCCCACAACGAGAAAAUAUUCCACUUUGUAAAAGAUUCAGUGUGGAAUUUCAUCUACUGAUUCAUGCCACACACUCAAUCUAUUUUAGCCAUGCAAGCUCUUCAUUUUGCCUCUUGGUUUCAGGAAGAUGUUUUAAUCCUAAAUCACUAGUUGUCAUUGUUUUGUCGAUUCCAAGUCCAAUUGGUUAGACACUUUCUGUUAAGUGUAUGAAAAUUGAAGGACUUUGAUGAUGGUUCUGUUAAGUUGAUUAAAAAGGGUUUUUUAUUUUA
Molecule: messenger RNA, 1984 nt
Organism: Nerophis lumbriciformis (worm pipefish)
Lineage: Eukaryota; Metazoa; Chordata; Actinopteri; Syngnathiformes; Syngnathidae
Gene: snrnp70
Product: small nuclear ribonucleoprotein 70 (U1)
Biological process (GO): mRNA splicing, via spliceosome
Cellular component (GO): U1 snRNP; U2-type prespliceosome; precatalytic spliceosome
Molecular function (GO): U1 snRNA binding; mRNA binding
Source: RefSeq, a predicted model, not a curated record